Molecule: messenger RNA, 864 nt
Organism: Rubroshorea leprosula
Lineage: Eukaryota; Viridiplantae; Streptophyta; Magnoliopsida; Malvales; Dipterocarpaceae
Source: the annotation of a GenBank genome assembly
GACUCAUGAACAGUACAAAAAAAGCAAAAACUCCAACAAGCUGCACCAAACAUGCCCUUGAGAUACUCAACUGCUAAAAGCUUAGUGCAUCUCACAAAAACGAGUAUAACUAAUUGUGAUUUGGUAGGAGAAAUAGUUGCGUGCUUGGAGGAUGAUGUGAAGGAUGGAAUUGUCCUUAGCAAACUCAAGUAUUUGCAACUUUGUGGUCUGCCCAGACUUUCAAGCUUUUGCUCUGUUAAAUGCAAGUUUGAGUUCCCAUUUUUGGAAGAGGUGAUUUUGAUGGAUUGCCCAAGUAUGCAGAUUUUCUCUAUGGAUGAAAUAAGAACACCAAAGCUGCAGAAAGUAAAAUUGACUGGAGAAGAAGAUGAAGCGCUUUGGGAUGGCAACCUAAACUCGACCAUACAACUACAGUUCAUGCAAAAGAGAGAACUUAUAUCCUUCAAGACAACAAAUGUGGCUAUCUUAUAUAUGCUUGUAUGGGGGGAAGGGGGGGUGGGGCGCGGAGGGAAGAAGCGUGCUGUGCUGCUGCUCUGCUGGGUGGUGGCAUGGGGGCCAGCGGCAGGCUCUGCGCGGGCUGGCCGCACAAGCACCAACGCUGCACCUAGGCAUCGCAGCAGCAGCAACAACUCGGGCGACAAGUUGUGCUGCGGUGCAAGAAGAGGAGAAGCACGUGGCUCUUGAGGUACAUUUCUUGUAUGUAACUAUGUAUAUUGAGAGGUUGCUUUCUUAAUUCCUUAUUUGAUCUGAAUGGUGCAUUUAUAAGUUGGAUAUGAACUUAGCAAAUGUUGCCACAUUGCUUGGAACGCAAAACUAAACAGUUUGUUGUUUAUGGUAUUUUAAAGAGAAUGAAUAUCCUCCAUUCAG